This is a messenger RNA of Sphaeroforma arctica JP610, 189 nucleotides long. RefSeq lists its product as hypothetical. NCBI's taxonomy places the organism in Eukaryota, Ichthyosporea, Ichthyophonida. The transcript has a single exon. The record is from RefSeq and is a predicted model, not a curated record. The annotation marks the transcript as partial.
AUGGGGUCUGUUAAUGGGCCUUUUCCCGGGGCUGUCAGUAGGAGUGUUAUGUUGACGCCGGCUAGGGCUGGUGCAAUGGGCAGCGACAGUGCACACCCACAGCCGGCGGCGGAGAUGAGUGUCAAGGUGCCGCCCACCCCAAUUGAACGCACCAUCGUCAUCAAGAACAGCAUGGUCAUCAACAUGCAG